This is a messenger RNA of Malania oleifera, 3172 nucleotides long. RefSeq names its product receptor-like protein 15. Gene Ontology annotation, molecular function: protein binding. Lineage: Eukaryota; Viridiplantae; Streptophyta; Magnoliopsida; Santalales; Ximeniaceae. The record is from RefSeq and is a predicted model, not a curated record. The coding region runs from base 102 to 3020 and encodes 972 amino acids. The transcript is spliced from 4 exons.
UAUAACGACACACGCACGCACGCACGCACUCUAGCUCUCUCUCUCUCUCUCUCUCUCUCUCUCUCUCUCUCUCUCUCCUUUUUUCACUUCUCAUUUAAGUAAUGGAGGGUACUGGUGCUCUGGUGGUUAGGAAGAAGUGUAACUCUUCUCUUUGGGCAUUGAAGAUAGUUGCAGUACUGCUAUUGUUCUUGCUUCUUACCUGCAGCCAUGGAGGAAGCAGCAGCAGCAGCAGAGGUUGCCACGCAGAAGAGAGGAAGGCUCUAUUACGCAUAAAGGACUUCAUCAAAUCCAACUGGACUUCUACUACUGAUAUUCUGCCUUCAUGGGUGGGUGGGGAAGCAGAGAAUAUUGACUGCUGUAAGUGGGAAAGGGUGAAGUGCAACCCCACCACUGGACGGCUCAUGGACCUCUCCCUCUUUAAUAUCAACAACAUCAUAACCUAUGAUGAAGAUUGGUUUGUAGAUGAAGAUUGGUUUCUAAAUGCCUCCCUCUUUCUCCCAUUCCAGGACCUCACAACCCUUAAUUUGUCUCAUAAUUCCAUCUCCCACUAUCUUCCAAAUCAAGGUUUUGAAAAGUUAACAAGUUUGAAGAAGUUAGAAGUAUUGGAUCUGGGCUAUAAUAACUUUAACAAUACAAGCAUCUUCCGAUCACUUGGUCAAUUUACUUCACUCAAGACUUUGAUUCUUUGUCACAAUGAUCUCGAUGGAUUCUUUCCGGUCCAAGAUACGUUAGCUUUUAGGAAUUUGGAGGUCUUAAAUUUGAAGGAUAAUUUUUUGAGUGGGAGUAUUCCUCCAAGUAUACGAGCAUUACCUUCUCUCAAGGCUUUAUCUUUGGCUCGGAAUAAGAUUAAUGGCUCUUUACCUCCAGAUUUGUGUGAACUGAACAAACUUCAAGAGUUGGAUCUUAGUGAUAACAAUCUCGAAGGGACCCUUCCUCAAUGUUUGAAUAAUUUGACAAAUCUUGGGCUUCUGGAUCUCUCCAAGAAUCAAUUCACUGGGAAACUUUCUGAAUCUCUCAUUUCCAGCCUAACAGCAAUGGAGUACAUUGAUUUUAGCAACAAUUCCUUCGAGGGCUUAUUCUCAUUCAACUCAUUUGCAAAUCAUUCGAAGCUUGAGGUUGUUCAAUUCCUCAGUUUCAAUCACAAGUUCCAGGUGGAAACUGACUUAUCAAUUUGGGUUCCCAAAUUUCAAUUAAAGGUCCUUAUGUUAUCAAACUGUAACCUAAAUAGACUCUCCGGUGGUCAUAUUCCAAAAUUCCUUUUGGGCCAAUACAAGUUAAGAACCAUCGAUCUUUCCCACAAUAACUUGAUAGGACAUUUUCCCAAGUUGUUGCUAGAAAACAAUCCAGGACUAGAAUACCUAAUUCUUAGGAACAACUCUUUGGUGGGUCAAUUUCGUUUGCCACCAAUAGCUUGCUUCCAUAUUGAUGUCUCAGACAAUAAGUUGGUUGGUGAAAUUCAGUCAAACAUAGGGGAGAUGCUUCCGCAAACAAGACAUCUAAACAUAUCCAUAAAUUCUUUUGGAGGACGUGUUCCAUCCUCGAUUAGCAACAUGAGUGGGAUUUGGCUAUUGGACAUGUCGUUUAACAAUUUUUCAGGAGAGGUACCAAAUGAAUUGCUUGCAGCUUGCACCCAGUUAGAGUUUUUGGAUUUGUCUCACAAUAUGUUUCAUGGUCAUAUAUUUUCAAAUCACUUUAAUAUGAGCAAUUUAAAUCUUUUGCGUCUCGACCACAACUGCUUCUUUGGAACUCUACGCAAUUUGACAAAUUUGUAUUUUUUAAGGGUAUUAGAUAUUAGCAACAAUCACAUGUUUGGUCAAAUUACUCAUUGGAUGAGCAAUGAUUUCAUGUUGGACACACUCAUCAUGCGGAAUAAUCUAUUCAGUGGUCAAUUUUCAUGUGAAAUAAUUCCUUAUGAAUAUUUAGACAUUUCUUAUAAUAAUCUUUCGGGAACUUUACCAUCAUGUUCAAAGUGUAAACGUUUGCAAUACUUGCAUUUAGAAGGGAACAGAUUUGGAGGAUCAAUACCAGAAUCUUUUCUGAAUUUUUCAAAAAUAUUGUCACUCAAUAUUAGGUAUAACAAUUUAUUUGGAAAGAUUCCAAGUGUGAUUGGAUCGCUUUCUAGAUUAAAAGUCCUUUUGUUGAGUGGAAACCAUUUGAGUGGACUAAUGCCAAAUGAGUUGUGUCAAUUAAGUGAAAUAAGCAUAAUGGAUCUCUCCAAUAACUCUCUUUCUGGGUCAAUACCCCACUGCUUCAGCAACAUCACUUUUGGAAAUUUAGGGGCUUACCAAUUCAGCUUUUCACAAAAUUUUGAAUUCAUGUGGCGACACAAAGGAGUUGGGGUGAUUGUUCAAUACUAUGGAUUGCAAGAAGAAGUUGGCUUUGUCACAAAAAGCAUAUUCAGGCCCUACAAGGGUGGGAUCCUAAAUAACAUGUCUGGAUUGGACUUGUCAUGUAACAACCUCACAGGUAAAAUCCCAUAUGAACUAGGAAAUUUAAGUUCAAUUCGUGCCAUGAACUUGUCCCACAAUCGAUUUUCUGGUCUUAUACCAAGCUCUUUCUCAAACCUAGGCCAAAUAGAGAGCUUGGACCUUUCUUACAACAGUUUGAAUGGGGAAAUCCCUUCAAUACUUGUUGAUCUAAACUUCUUGGCAGUGUUUAGCGUGGUUCAUAAUAAUUUAUCAGGUAGAGUUCCAGACAAGGGGCAAUUCUUGACAUUCGAAGCAAGUAGUUUCAUUGGAAAUCCAUUUCUUUGUGGGCAAAUAUUGAAAAAAAAUUGCAGCCCCAUUGUUGAGCUACCUUACUCACCAGACAAAAGCAAUGGGAAAUGGUAUAAAGUGGAUCCGGUGGCCUUUGCAAGUUUCGUUGCUUCAUACAUCACAUUUUUCUUUGGGGUCAUAGCUGUUCUCUAUGUCAAUCCUACUUGGCGACGAAGGUUGUUCUAUCUAGCUGAAGAAUGGUUCUUUUCGUGCUACUACUUUGUUUAUGAUGCUAUUCGCAAGUUUGUAGCAUGCAUGCGCUGAUAGUUGUUUUGUAAUUAUUUAUAAGUUUGGUUGGUAUAAGAUUAUCAGAGUCUAUUUAGGUUUGAUAGACAGACAUUAUGUAUUGUCCCUAUAAUGUGUACUGUUAAUUGGAUUAUAAAUUAGCAUGUAUGACAAGUUUGUUUGUCUUAGAU